AUGUUGGAACCCUACGGAGAGAACGGAUUGGAUUCUCUCACUCUUCAGCAGGUGUGGGCGGGCACCUCCAAAGGAAACAAGAGCUGUGUCUACCACUCUCACUUGGCAGCCGAUCAAUCUUCCGACGCCUGGCAUGUAGGCGCGGGCAUCAGCAUGACCGCGGCCGCGCUCCUGGCCGCCAUCGAUAAUUUCAAGAGCCCGAACAUGAAAAAUCUUAUCGUCCCGAAGUUGUAUGAUAAGGUGCUGCUGGAGAUUACAACCCUGGAACCGACUUUGUUGGCGCUGAACUUCGGCAAGGGCUCAGCCACUGCAACGGAUACAGGUUCGUUUCGUGCAGCAAAAAAGGCCAAGCUGACCUCGUCGGUCAACACCGCGGAUGCAAUCGCUUCAACGGUGGACCCGGCAGAGGCAGCAGUCAAGUUUCGCAAAUGGUUGCUGCAGGAGAAGAGCGCAUUUCGAGGCUUUCUCUUCGUGCUGUCUGGCAAGAACAGCUACUACACCGGUCAGGUCGCCGAGCUGGUGGCGCGCUCAGCCGUCACUUGCAAGCCGAUGUCGGAAGAAGACUUUGUGAAUGCAGUCAAAGCCCGAAUGCAAAAGCCAGAGGAAGGGCUUGGCAGCAAAGUUGCUGGCUCAAGUGCAUCUGCUCUUUACCCAAGUCGUGUGCUAGUUGCUCUCCUGCCAGUCCUUCUCAUUCGCUCGCCGACCAUGACCUUUGCGAACACAGGCAACUCGUGCUUCGUCAAUGCCGGACUUCAGGCGAUCCUGGCGUUGCCAGGCUUCGACAGCUUGAGGUCGACUACGGCGACGGAACAAGCCUUGCUGGAGGUUCGUUCUAUGGUGUCAGCAUCGCUUUCGGCGACCGUGCCCCAGCCAAUUUUGGAUUUGUAUUAUCGAGGACACCAGGAAGAUGCUGCGGAGUUCAUCGCUAACCUUCUCUUGGAUUGCCCUACGAUUCAUAGCCAACUGCAAGGAACAGAAGGCGGUUGUCUCGCAUGCACCACAUGCGAAUAUCGCCGUCCACUCCCAGCGGAGCCUUUCUUGACUCUGCAGAUUGCCUUGGUUCACAAUGCUGAGCGACUUCGGUCGGUUCAGUCUGCUGUGGACACCUACUUGAAUCAACAAGUGUUGCAAGAAGAUAUUCUGCACUGGGAAUGCACAAGUUCCAGUUGCACCAGAGCAGGCACUUCUCGCAGGCCGCCACUACGCCUCACCGCGGUUCAUGCAUGGCCAGACAACCUCAUCAUCGUGCUCAAGCGCUGGGAUGGCGUGCAUGGUCUUCUCAAUCACGAAGUUCUUGCUGACGAAAGGCUUCGAGUUGCAGAAAAUGUUUGCUAUCGCCUUAGGGCAGUGGUGUCUCACAUCGGCGAAACGGCGGCUACUGGCCACUAUGUGGCCUAUCGGCCUCAUGGAGAUCGUUUUCAGCGGUUGGACGACGCUACAAUCUCGGAGGUCGCUACGAACCCUGGACAAGGGACAGCUUCCACAGGGGAGAAAGUUUACAUCGUUUGCUACACUCGUGCUGAGCAUGAUGGUGACGUUGGGCGAGCUCUUCCUGUUAAACGACCUAUCCUCGAUUUGACCUCAUCCCAGGAUUCGGACAGUGAUGUGAUCGUCGCAGCAGAGCAGCCUGCAAAGUCAUCUAAAAAUGAGAACGCUCCUCAGCAGCCACACGUAAAGAAAGCCAAGUGUACACCAAGCUUCGAGCACGAGGAACUCAAAAGAACACCGUUGGGCAACUUCAGCAACUACCUGCAGAAGGAUCGCGAAAUCAUUGUGCAUGCUUUGAAGAACAGUGAGUCCUUUGCCGAGGCUCUAGGCGAGAUCCGAGCUAAUGUCGAAAAUUUCACGCUGACCUCCAACUCCAAGUACCGUCUUCAUCGCAACACAUUGCUCAACUGGUUUCGGCGACCGGAACUUGCUGAGAGAGCUCAACGACUGGUGCAGACCUCUGCUCCUCAACACAGCUUCUCUCGGAAACCAUCCUGGAAAAGUGCUCUGGGCAAUUUGCCGGCCUCGCCCCGACAGCAAGUUUUUCAAGCCUUGUCUUCAGGAAGUGGUACGAACGUGCUCCGUGUGCUCCAAGACGGCGACCAGGCAUUGGCCGGUGCCGUGCCCGCUCCAACUUUGCGGCGAUGGCUGCGCAGCUCGGGGCCUUCCGUUCAACAAGACGAGCUUCCUGUCUUGCACCAGACUUGGAGCGAGGAAUAUCAACGCAACUUCGGGGUCUUGACACAAGUCCAGGCCAUGAGAAGCAGCCAAGUUGGCGAUAACAUCAGUGCCAGCGGCUUGUGGCUGAUGGAAGGUUCGUGGACUUUUUGUCCCAGCUGCGGUCGCAAGCGAGCCCGCACGAAGACGCAGCGAUGGUCCAUCUCAGACUUGCGUCAUGCUCAAGCUUGCUCGCCUUGCUGCGACCCGCCUGCAGUUGACUUGCUCGCGCCGGCCCCUGCCAACAUCCUCCCGACGAAGUUGACGGUGUACACAACUCCACAAAAAAGCACAUGGCAUUCUUGGUCCGCUGCCAUUGCUUCAGGAGACUUGCCAUUGACGGUGGUGCUGUCCGAGACUGACCUGAACAAUUUGGCUGUGCUCACAAUUCACGUUGACUUCCGCAGCCGCAGAGGAGGGAAAGCCGAGGUUACCAGUAAACAGAAACGGUCUCUCACUCGCUGUCGUUGGAAAGGCCAACCUCUUCGAAGUGUUCCUCGCAGUGAUGUCGCUGCUCGUGCAUUCGCUUGGCUGCUGCAAAGCAACAACACCUACCGCCAGUGGGUUGAUCGACAUGAAGGUCUUUUUCAAGAACUCGGCGGAGAUGUUUUAGCCAAGACGGAGAUCCAGACAGCAGAAUUGUUGCUGAGCUCGCCGGCCGUCGAGGUGGCGGCCCGGCCUUGGCUAUACCCCCUAGCGAGUCUCGCUGACACGGAUUAUCAGGAGCGCUUGGUUAGCUUGGGGUGGACGACUGCCAGGAACAAGCCCAGCAUCAGAACGGGCUUUUUACGAAAAUUGGAGAGUCGCUGCGUCGACUAUGCCAGGGAUUUUCCACUGCAAUGUCUCCUUUACGACAUCUGCAUGGCCAAGACCAUCUCUUCCGUGCAGGCCAUUGCUGAAAAGCAGAAGGUAGCACCGGAGCAGAUCGCGUCCGACAUGGACGGUUUCGAUGUUUACUGGCAGCAGCAGUUACGGAAGAUGGAAGACAUCUGCCGCCAAGAAUUCGAGAAGAGCACCUCAAUGGAAACCGCCUUGCCGUCAAUCUUCUUCACUGUGGCGCCGGCGGAGUGGCUCUUCCCUUUGCACAACGGCAUGUUUCACGAAGGGUCCUUGACUGAGCAGCAACAGAACAUGACCCUGCACCUCUACCACACUCUCCAGGUCAUGCUCGAGCAUCAUUUCCUGAAGGAUGGUGCAAGCUUGGAACGAGUUGGCAUUUUGAGAAUACGGCAGUGGUCCUUCCGGUUUGAGUUUCAAUCCCGAGGAACUCUUCAUCUACACGCUGUGCUCUGGGCGGACUUGCUACCUGGCUGGCAAGCAUCCGAUUUGUGCGGCCGCAGCGGAACAACGCAAAGCUCCGCCUUCUUGCAGUUGUUGGAAGAACUCUUCCACAGCAGAGCGGAUGUCCAGUGCGGGGACGGCACACACAACCUGCUACAGUAUGUUGCAGGUUACGUGGCCAAAGCCUCUGACGCAUUAUCUUUUUGCCAUCAACAGGCCAAGCGGGAUGGCACGACCGAGGAAACAAGCAAGUGGAGGCAAACCUAUCGGCUGCUUUGCAAACGCUCUCCCAUGGAACAAGAAAUUACAAUGGAGUUCGCUGGGUUGCCGAUGGUGCGACAUUCCUUUUCCGGCCAUGCCAUCUUUGCGCCAAUCCCCGGCAGCAAGGCAAAGAACACCUCGCGAGAUCACUACUCUUUGUAUCAAUUCUUCCUGCACCAGCCUCCUGCAGAGCUUGGCUGUGCCACAGGCAUGUGCUUCAUGCAGUGGCUUCGGCAGUACAGAGUGGUAGACGUUGACAAGAAAGUGGUGGCUCGACGAAAUGUCGCCGGUCCUAUGAAGAAUCAGCAAUGUGGCGUCGCCAUGACCUUCCCAUUUGAGUUGCUGGACAUCUUCGUCUGUGCCUGGGCGGCCACGUUCCUCCCAGACAUGCUGGAGUAUCGAUUGAAUCCGGAAGUCGAGGACGACAACGAGCGGUACUCCACAUCAUUCGCUGCUGAAAAAGCUCGCAGAGCUUCCUUCAUGGCUCCGGAUGGUUGUAAGCACUUGAAAGCUGUCUUGUGCCUCGACGAAUUCCAGCUCUACCGCAAGGAUCCCAUGGUCUUCCAUCCCAAUGUCGGCGACCUUCUCGUCAGGAUGGAAACGGACUUGAGACUACGAGGCUUAUCUGCAGACAGAAUCGCUACCUUCAACGCUCGCAUUCGUGCUUCCGCCCUCCUUCUUUGUGCAAUUCGAGAUGGUCGCGAGGAUGCCAACUUGUGGACGGCACGCUCAGUCUCAGCACCACCCCAAAGAGUGUGGUCCAAGGAGCAGCAAGCUGUCCUCGACCACAUCCAGCGGGGAACCACCAUCAGCGAUGCCGCCGACAUGGAGAAGGCGCCGCGUGUGCUGCAGGUUGCCGGCGGGCCCGGCACCGGCAAGACCGAAGUGGUCAUUGCUGCGGUCCGGCGAGCGUUGGAUGACGGGUGUCGAGUGCUGAUCGCUGGUCCCAUUGGGUUGUUAGUGUCAAUGUACAGACUCAAACUCCCGAACAUGCAGAACCUGACCAUGGAAACAGUGCACUCCGCCUUCCGCAUCACCAGAGACGCGGAUGCCGCCUACAUACCUCCGGGCCGCCUUCGCCACUUUGACCUUAUUGUCAUUGACGAAGUGAGCCAGAUUGAGGCAGCGGUUUGGCGGAAGUUGCAGACGGCCUUGGGCGAGCUCGUCCCUUGCCCAUUUCUCGUGUUUGUUGGAGAUUUCCAGCAACUGCAACCGCUUCGAGGCAACCCCGAGCUCCAAGCGGCCCUCGAACAGCAGCGUGCACACAACAAAAUUCUGUACGUCAAGCUGGAACACCACGAAGCUGCUCGCUCUGUGGAUCCGGCCAUGCUGGAUUUCUUGGAAGCAGCAAGAGUGCAACAACCUGCCCGAGAUGCUUUGCUACAAUUCUUUCGUGGCAGAACAAUUCCCGCGGAUGUUAACACCGCGGCUCGCCAUGCUGCUGGGGUGGAAACUCGCACAGGAGGUUGCUUCACCUUCCUCACCGUCACCAACCAAGGAGCCGCGGCCCUCAACCUAGGUCGAUUGGCGAUCCAGUUUCCGGACGCAGCAGCAAUCCUGCGAGAUGGUGGCGGCAUUCCGGCAGAGAUUGGCCGAGUUGUCGUAGACACAGGCAUGCGGAUGCGCUUAACCCAGAACAUUGACAAAGACAGGGGCUUUGUGAAUGGGAAUACCGGCACCGUUCGAGCCAUGCUGAGGUCCGAUGUCUUUCUUCUGCAGUCCGACCAAGGACUACCGAUUCUGGUGCACCCUGUGACACAGCAAGGACGUAAGUUCCUGCCAGUCUCGUAUGGUUGGGCGACAACCAUAAGACGCGCCCAGGGAGCAACUUUGGACAAGGUUGGGUUGUGGUUUGAUCGACGGCUUCCUGACCGAGGCUACGGCUACGUUGGUUUAUCCCGAGCCAAACGUCGACAAGACGUUUUUCUCCUCGGCCGUGUUCGCCGCACCGAUUGGCGAGCAGUUAACGGCGAGAACGAUAACUCGGAGCAGAACCAGGUGUCUGUGUUCAGCGAGAGCACCCACAGCAGCGAAGAGAUGGACAUCAUCGAAUCGAGCACUGAAACACAGUCACCACGUGGCAGCUCACCAACCGGAUCGACUUCAGAAGAGCCGAGCUUCGAGCCAUCGACCAACGAGGACUCCUCCGUCGACCCAUAUCGUUUGAUGGGCAGCCAAAGUGAUUGGGAUUUGUCUACCAGCAGCUAG
Symbiodinium sp. CCMP2592 is the source of this 5955-nucleotide messenger RNA. The record is from the annotation of a GenBank genome assembly. Lineage: Eukaryota; Dinophyceae; Suessiales; Symbiodiniaceae.